AUUGAGCUUCUCACGUGCCCUGGCCAUGUCCACUGUCACACUUUCUGCAUUAAAGAGUACUUACGUCAGUUUGCACAAGUAAAGUUAGUUUAAGCAUGACAGAAACUUAUCCAAUCAUGCCAUUCUAUAAAUGAUAUAAAAAGGAGAGUAAGGCAACUAGUCGUUCUUUUUCUUCAUACUUUCAGCAUGGGAUUAUUUUCAAAACACAAGAAAUCGCCUACACUUAGUUAUCAAAGUGGGCCACCCCCUUAUCAUAAUUAUGCACCCCCUUCUCCCCCUCAACAACACACAAACCCUGAUUCAAGACCAUUACCUAAUGGUUGGAUAUCUCAAUUCGAUGCUAAUUCAAAUCGAUUCUUUUAUGUCUAUACACCCACUGCAUUACGUCAAUGGGAGCAUCCUGCUGAUAAACCACUGAAUAGUCGUGGUGAAAAUGCAUCUUAUAACCAACAAAGACCUUAUUACCAACAACAACAACAACAGUAUGUACAGCAACCACAAUAUAUACAACCACAACAAGCUCAAUAUACACAACAACCUGUUAUGGGUCGUACCGGUCGAUUUGGUGGUGGUGGUGGUGGUAUGGGUGGAUUUGGCACUAUGGCUGCUGCUGGUUUAGGAGGUGGUCUCCUGGGUUAUAUGGUGGGUGAUGCUGUAGGUGACAGCCACCCCGAUAUUAUUGAAAACAAUUAUUAUGGUGAUGAUUUCAAUGGUGGCGGAGGAUUUGAUAAUGGUGGAUUUGAUGAUGGUGGAGGAAAUUUUGAAAUGUUUUAAUGA
Molecule: messenger RNA, 777 nt
Organism: Gilbertella persicaria
Lineage: Eukaryota; Fungi; Mucoromycota; Mucoromycetes; Mucorales; Choanephoraceae
Exons: 1
Coding region: 187-774 (195 amino acids)
Molecular function (GO): protein binding
Source: RefSeq, a predicted model, not a curated record